GGCAGUACACGGGUUAUAGUUCUCCAUGGGGGACGACAUCCCUGUCGAAGAAGAGUACGCACGGCUAGCUAGCUUAGCUAACGUUCUUUAGCUAAUAAACUUCGCAUGAAUCAAGUACCAGCUCAUCAUUACUCUCGUUCGGUUUCAUACACAAGGAUAUUGACACCAGUCUACUACAAUGGAAGUCCUAAUGCAUCACCUUCAGCAGAGAAUCUUACCCCACCUGCCCAGAGCCUUCACCACUCCUUGUAAGAGCCAUUCAAGCUGUGCUGCUGGACAUUCCCCAAAUCCAACCCCCAUUGGCUCCAUCUCCCGACCUAGCACACACCUUCCCCUAGUAUCCCGCCUCUUCCAGCCCUCCAACCUGCGUGAUGUGGGGCAGGAGAGUCGUGCUCAGGGGGAGAUGACCUGCAAGAGCCAGAGACUGAUGCAGCAGGCAGGUCUUAUCCACCCUUCCAACCCUGGCUGCUACUACUACCUACCAGCCACAGUGCGCUCCAUGGAGAAGCUGGUGAGGCUGAUCGACCAGGAGAUGCAGAGGAUCGGUGGGCAGAAGCUGGACAUGCCCAGCCUGUGCUCUGCGGAGCUGUGGAGACGCAGCGAGCGCUGGGACCUGAUGGGAAAAGAGCUGUUCCGCCUGAGGGACCGCCACGGAGCUGAGUACUGCCUGGGCCCCACCCAUGAGGAGGCAGUGACAGAGCUGCUGGCCUCCCAGGGAACCCUGUCCUACAGACAGCUACCUCUAAUGCUUUACCAGAUGACCCGCAAGUUCCGUGACGAGCCAAAGCCUCGGUUCGGGCUGCUACGGGGGCGGGAGUUCUACAUGAAGGACAUGUACACAUUUGAUGUGAGUGAAGAGGCUGCCUACCACACGUAUGAGUCUGUAUGUCAGGCUUACAACCGUCUCUUCUCCCGGCUGGGCCUGCGCAUUGUUCAGGUCCAGGCAGACACAGGGAAAAUCGGAGGUAAACUCUCCCACGAGUUCCAGCUCCCAGCAGACAUCGGAGAGGACAGACUACUGGUCUGUGGGAGCUGCUCCUUCUCUGCCAAUGUGGAGACCAUGGAACCAGGCCGGACUGACUGCCCACAGUGCCAGGCAGGCACACUGGUGGAGUCCAAGGGCAUAGAGGAGUUCGAUAAGGUGCCUAUGUUCAUGAAGACGGCGCCUGAUGAGAUUGACCCCAUGAAACACCCGGAGCUGGCUGCUAUUCAGUCCAUCAUCCACGAUGAUGACAGACCACUAGAGGAGCAAGCCGAGAGCCUGAAAGAUGAGGGGAACGACUACUUCAAAGAGAAGAACUACAAGAAAGCUAUAGUGUCCUACACAGCUGGACUGAAGAAGAACUGCAGUGACUCUAAUGUCAAUGCCAUCCUGCUCACUAACCGAGCGGCAGCGCACUUCCACCUGGGUAACAUGCGCUCUGCACUGAAUGAUUCUGUCGCUGCAAAGAAGUUUAAACCAGACCACCUCAAAGCAUUAAUUAGAGGUGCCUCGUGUUGUAUGGAGCUGAAAAAAUAUACAGAUGCCCUGCUGUGGUGUGAGGAGGGGCUCAAGCUGCAGCCCACAGACAAGAAGCUACUGGAGCUGAGAGCUACAGCAGAUAAACACAAGAGAGCAGCAGAGAGAGAUGCCAGGAAGGAGAAGGUUAAAGAAAAGAAGGAGCUCAGCGAGAGAGAGGCUCUGCUGGUUGCUAUAAAGGGGCGUGGCAUCAAGUUACUGAAGCCUAAACAGCGUCCUAAGCGCAGCUCUGACAGUGACGAUGAUAAUAGAGGCCCCUCUAGAGACAUGGCAGGCCUGGACCUGGACGGUCUGUGUUCUGUGGAGGCCACAGGGGCCACGGUGUUCCUGGAUGAUCAGGGUGUCAUGCAUUGGCCAGUCCUAUUCCUCUACCCCGAACACCAACAAACAGACUUCAUCUCAGCCUUCAGUGAAUCCUCCAGCUUUCUUGAUCACCUGACUCUCAUGUUUGGAGAGGAACUCCCACCUUGGGACACUAACCGGAAGUACUCUCCCCAAAACCUCCAGCUGUUCUUUGAAGACCACGAGAAAGAGUCCUUAUAUCAAGUCAAUCCAGAGACUCCUCUCAUUAAAAUCCUUCAGCAUAAAAGGUGUUUUGUAAAAGCAGGAAGUCCCAGCUUUGUCAUUCUGGUAAAUGGGUCGCCGUUUUGCGAGAAGUUCUUAUCAGAAAGGAAAACCUUUCGACUGUAAUGACACCUCAUUAAUCAACCUAGACCUGUCAAUCUCAGACUACUGGUAUGAACUCUUUCCCACCAAUCGGAAAGGACUGCACUCCUCUCCACUCCCUGCCCAAAGUAUAUGUAAAAGUGUAGAUGUUGCUAUUUAAGAGCAGAGAUUAAUGUUAUGUUUGGGAGCCUUUACAUUGUUCCAGGUAUCUCCAACAUACUAUGUGAUUGGCAAGAUUGCAGUGUUCAUUACUGUAUCUAUAGAUCAAAUUCUACAUCCGUGUCAACCUGGGAACCUGUCAUAAAAUCUGUUAGAAUUAAGUCACCAUGUCACUUACUAAAAGGCCUUACAACAAAGUA
This is a messenger RNA of Oncorhynchus kisutch (coho salmon), 2544 nucleotides long. Its product is annotated as tetratricopeptide repeat protein 4. Gene Ontology annotation, biological process: protein folding; prolyl-tRNA aminoacylation. Gene Ontology annotation, cellular component: cytosol; mitochondrion; cytoplasm. The record is from RefSeq and is a predicted model, not a curated record. Lineage: Eukaryota; Metazoa; Chordata; Actinopteri; Salmoniformes; Salmonidae. The coding region runs from base 179 to 2209 and encodes 676 amino acids. The transcript is spliced from 12 exons. Gene Ontology annotation, molecular function: ATP binding; Hsp90 protein binding; Hsp70 protein binding.